AUGAAGCAGUUCCCAAACUUGUUUUCAAGACUUUUCUUCCUCGACCUCAGGUCCACCCUGUGUGUCGCCACGAAAACCUUUUCAUCGUCCUUCUCGUUAGCCCUCAUGAAGCUCUCCCAUAUAAAAGCCGACACGAGCACUAUCGCCGAGCCGCCGCUGCUGCCCGCCGCUCGCCGGAGGGCCGCUAUCUGUGGGGCCCGCGGGGAGGUAGCGCUCGACGGAGUCCGGGUCCCGAGCGGCUUCGUCGAGGCGGAGGCCGGUGACCCGAGCGAAGCAGAGCUCGGCACCGGCGUCGUUGCAGUCGACGGUGGAGAAGUCGCGGCUUCUCCCGGCGAACGGGGAUUGGGUGAGGCGUUGAGAGGUUCGGUCGAGUUCGUCGUCAUUCGGGAUCGCUCGGUUUUCGUUGGCAGAGUAGAAGAAGACGAGAGGGACGUGGUACGAGUAGCAGAGUUGGUCGAGGUAGGAGAGUUUGAGGGUUUGGAGGUGUGGAGGGGUUGGGGAGGAGGGCUUCACCAUCUCCUUAGAGAUGAUUUCUACAACAAUAGGCACAUGCUUACUAUAAUUGAGAAUGAAUUGCAUUAUUAUAAUGACACCAGGAUAAAUAAGAUAUUAAGAAAUAAAGAAGACUUCGGAUAUAUUGAAGAAUUUGAUACAGAUUCUACUGCACAGCUGCUAAAAAUAAUGCACCCUGGUCCUUGGUUUCAAGAUCUUGGGAUAAGCCAUCACGACCUAAGACAUAUUGGCCAAGAAUGUGGUGCCGCUAUUUCGAGUAAGCCCAAGUCACUUCAUAGGACCAGAGCCAUAACAAAGAAAAAUGGCUGGAUGCCAGUGCCAAAGAAUGUCCAACUAGAAAAAAAAAAAUCAAAUCGUAAAAGGAGGAGUAGAAAUGGAGCGGACCUUGGGAUUGGUGACGUGGGCAUUCUUGCGGAUCUCGGACGAGAUGACGGAGCGGAGCUGGGAAGGAGAGGUGACGUCAUCGAGGGUGUAGAUUUCCAUGAUGGUGGGGAUGGAUCUGCAGGCGGUCUUGAAGAACUCGAACACCCGCUGCCGCGCCUCCGUCAGACUGGCCGAGUUCGGCGGGACGCGCACGUAUUUCACCGAUGA
Striga asiatica is the source of this 1104-nucleotide messenger RNA. The record is from the annotation of a GenBank genome assembly. Lineage: Eukaryota; Viridiplantae; Streptophyta; Magnoliopsida; Lamiales; Orobanchaceae.